AUGUCCUAUCCUAUAGGCCGAGCAAAUGGCAACAACAGUAUCCAUGAAUAUGAAUAUGGAUAUGGUGUCGAGAAGGGUGACAGUAAGAGCUGCUUCAGUGGACACCCAACAAAGACUAUCUUACAAUCCCAAUGCUCCAAAAACCCCUUCAAAAACCUCAAUCCUAAACCCAAUCCCACCCCACCAACGCCACCCACAGCAACUACUUCCUCACCUACUGUUACUUUAACUGCUCAAAACGUUUCUGAGCUUCUCAAGCGCAAGACUGUUGUGGUUCAAGAACAAUUGGAUGAUUCAUAUUUAGGAUAUGAGAGAUGGCUGCCGAGUCCGCCCAAAGUGGAGAAGCCUCGAUCAGUAUUUAAUGCUGCAACUUUGGCAUAUAUUGGCGAUAGUAUAUUUGAGCUAUAUGCUCGUAGGCACUUUUUGUUUCCUCCAUUGAGUAUUGAGGAACAUAAUGACUGUGUGAUGGCAGUUGUACGCUGCGAAGCACAAGAUGCGUUGCUCCAGAAACUUCUUAAUGAUAAUUGCCUAUCAGAGGAAGAAAGUGGUGUUCUUCGUUGGGGAAAGAAUAUUGGUUCAUCUAAAACACGGACAAAAAAACGUGCUGGGGUAGCAGCUUACAACCGAGCAUCUUCACUGGAAACAUUAGUGGACAAGCAAGAUAGUGAGUCGAUCAAAGAACGUUUAGAAAGUUUAUGGUCUCACGUUGCAGCCAGAGGAUCUGGGUGGUUGAACCCAGUGGGCCCUAAUUAUUGGAAAUUGGCUAAACCUAACCAUGUUUAUAACAUGGGUUUGGUCCCAUCCCUGCCAAGUGCCGACGUAAGAGAAAGAGUUGUACUCCAAGGAUUGCACAUCACAGUGGUCCAACAAGUUGAAAGUUCUAAUUGUGGGGACUGA
Dovyalis caffra is the source of this 897-nucleotide messenger RNA. The record is from the annotation of a GenBank genome assembly. Lineage: Eukaryota; Viridiplantae; Streptophyta; Magnoliopsida; Malpighiales; Salicaceae.